CAGGCUGCCCAGGUUCUGACGGAUUUAGUGCUACCUCUCGAGUGCUGACUUUUAUCGGCCGAGAUCGAAUUAUGCUUCAAUCGCAUCGUACGCGCCAUUGCUCUUUUGUGCUCUCAUUAUUCGUCACUGUAGUAUUGGAAAUGGGAAACCAGGUUCCGAUAAGCAUUGACGCUGUGCACUGAUCCGAUCAAAUCUGCAAUUUGAACGAAUGCUACGCUCGCAAGGCUGUUGUCCCUUGACCUUGAUAUAAGCCCGUUGGUUCCUCUCUCUCCAUCUGUCACUGCAAGCAUUGUGAGAGGGUCCAGGUAAGGGUAUCUUUCCUCGAAUCACUGCAUAAGAGUUUUGUCUGUUCCCGGACCCUACACCUUCGCAUCAAUCUCUUGGAACGUUUUGCUUUCGUCAUCAUCUUCCGAGCCCUUGUUCCGACAACCAUGGCGACCACUACAGCAACAACCUCUGGCAAAUCCCGCCCUGCCAUCGUCCUCGGAUGUGCAAACUUUGGCUCGGCCACUGAUCCAACAACCAAGCACCACACCACCGAACAAGCGUCCGAACUCUUCGCGACGUUGGUCCGCCACAAGCACAACGUCGUCGACACAUCGCGCCGUUACCCACCGCUAGCAGGCGGUACGAGCGAAGAACUCAUCGGGUCGACACUACGAUCCGCCGCCGCCUUUCCAGACAUCAAAAUCGACACCAAAGUCCUCUCGGCACCGGGAUGCCACAAGCAAGAGAACAUUGCCAGGUCCAUUUCCGACUCGUUCCAUGCUCUGGGUGUCGACUCGGUGCGAACCAUCUACCUGCACUACCCAGACCGGUCUGUCCCACUUGUCGAACCCAUCAAGGCUUUAUCACACGCCGUGGACAUCGGACGGGCCGAGCAAUGGGGGUUAUCCAACUACACGAUCGACGACGUGCGCGAGAUCUUGCGCCUCUGCGACCAGCACGGCGGCUUGGUCAAACCUGCGAUUUUCCAGGGCGAGUACAACGCGCUCAACCGUCACAGUGAAGAGCUCAUCCAGUUCCUGCACGAGAACGGAAUCGCCUUCUACGCCUACAGCCCCGCCGCGGGAGGGGCGUUGGCGCCCACGGGCUCCCGGAUCGCCGCUCACGGUCCGGCGGGCGACCGCGUGAGGAAGCUCUACGGCACCGAGCAGGUUCAACAAUCGAUCGAACACGUGAGGGACGCGGCGGAGAAGAAUGGGCUCGGGGGCCACGAGACCGCCAUAAGGUGGGUGGUGUGGAACAGCAUGCUGGACGGGAGGUAUGGUGACGCGGUGAUCGUCGGAGCCAGUAGUGCGAAGCAGCUGGACGACACGCUGCACGCGAUCAACAAAGGCCCACUGCCCGACGAAGUGAACCAAGCCAUCGAAGGUAUCUGGACAUCCGCCUUGAAGGACAAAGCGUGAGAUUGAAAGGGUUGAUGGUCACUAAUCAAAGCCAGAUUGAUAUCGAGACGGAAGUUCACCAUCAAAAGUGCAGUAUAGCUUUCUGCGAAUUUUCAAGGGGAGGACGAUCGACUGUCCGAAACAAUGCAAGUGUGCUGAACAUUAUGGUAUGCAAUAGAAAUCAAUUAUCAUCUAUGUAUCAAUGCAUAUAUACCCUGCUACAGGCUUGGCCCUGUGGCCAUCACGAUUGCAGUUGUUUAAUC
Exophiala oligosperma is the source of this 1651-nucleotide messenger RNA. RefSeq lists its product as uncharacterized. NCBI's taxonomy places the organism in Eukaryota, Fungi, Ascomycota, Eurotiomycetes, Chaetothyriales, Herpotrichiellaceae. The coding region runs from base 432 to 1409 and encodes 325 amino acids. The transcript has a single exon. The record is from RefSeq and is a predicted model, not a curated record.